Messenger RNA from Vitrella brassicaformis, 548 nucleotides. NCBI's taxonomy places the organism in Eukaryota, Vitrellaceae. The record is from the annotation of a GenBank genome assembly.
UUAAGCAGCUUCUCGUGAGUGCCCGACUGGCCGGCAAAGCUCAAAGCGCGUUGAGGAGAAACCAUACUGAAUGAACAAACCACGCACCCAGAGAAAUAGACAGAAAGGUGUGAUCAGCUACGCGUCUGAGUAUGCGUGCAGGUUCGCCCGCCGAUGCUCUCACCUGGUGCAGGCGGCCCGGGGUCCUGGGUGGUUGUGACGUUGUGGGGUGGGGGAGGGCUGUAGGUUGAAACUCUUGUGCAUAGCGACCACGACCUGAACGAAUAACCAUGGACAAAAAGAGGGGCAACACCGUGACGGUGCUCGUUUCCUGUCAGUGUGUGUGUGUGGCUUGGUGCUCCUGUUCAUCACCUCUUCCAGCAGCAGCAGCAGCAGCAGAAGCAGCAAGGGGAGCAGCAGGAGCCAUAGACACGCCACGGCAGGCCACGUCCGGCCUGGCCCGACUCCUGAAAGGGAUAUCCGUUAAUGUGGGGCGUGGUGUGUUGUUCCUUGUGUCUGUCUGCCUGCUGGGCUUCAUGUGUGGGUGCAUACCGUGAGCUGCUGCACAU